CGGUCAACAACAACCUCAUCCUCUACUCCUCCCACCCCCAGUAACACCUCUUAUCUCAAUCCUUCCACCAACCGCCACGAUGUCAAAGAUCGUGCAUAUCGCUUCCAAGGAGCAAUUUAGCGCCCUACUGAGCUCGAGCACCUUCGUCGUAGCCGACUUCUACGCAGAUUGGUGCGGACCAUGCACUGCCAUCGCGCCCGCGUACGAGCAGCUAGCCUUGCAGCUGUCUCGCAAGGACCGGAUCACAUUCACCAAGAUCAACGUUGACCAGCAGCAAGAUAUUGCCAAGGCAUACGGCGUCACGGCGAUGCCCACCUUCAUCGUCUUCGAACGCGGCCGCCCAACCUCGACUGUCCGCGGCGCCGACCCGAACAAGCUCAACGACGUCGUCCGCAAACUCGCCGCGGAGGCCAACAAAGCCGAACCUUCCGCCGAAGGCUCAGGCAGCAGCAGUGGGGGAUAUUGGAUCGGAGGGGCUGUGCCGAAGGGCUACAGUGACAUCACAGACCAAGUCGACCCGAAAGGACUGGAGCUGCUGAACCGGGCUAGCGAGUAUGGCACGGCCAGGACGCUUUUCGAUGGGCCCAAACCCUCCGCUCUGAACAGCAAAGGCAAGAAUGCAGGAAGUCCGGAUUGGGUGGAGAGCGACACCGAUGAGCAGCUGAUGCUGUUUUUGCCUUUCCAGUCCACCGUCAAGGUGCACUCGCUACAGAUUACAUCCUUCCCGCCCAGCGAAGACGAUGAACGUGACGAGGAUGAACGCCCGAUGCGCCCCAAGACGAUCAAGCUGUACACAAACCGCUCGCACGUAUUGGGCUUCGACGAGGCGGACGAUAUCGACCCGGUGCAGGCGGUGGAAAUCCAGCCGCAGAGCUGGGACUCUAACACGGGAACGGCUACGGUGGAUCUGCGAUUCGUCAAGUUCCAGAAUGUGACCUCGUUGGUGAUAUUCUUCGUGGACGGCGAUGGGGAAAGUGAGAAGUUGCGCGUGGACAGGAUCCGCGUCUUCGGCGAGGCCGGCGAGAAGAGGGAGUUGGGCAAGUUGGAGAAGAUCGGUGAUGAGCCCGGCGAGUAAGUGAUUAUACAGACGAGAUGUGGUAUGUAUGUACUCCGUACUUGGCAGGUGUUGACGGCUCGGGCGCGAUGUUCAUAAUGGCGGGCUUAGUGAUUGCACGCAGAUAGAACUUGCAUGAAGUCAAAAGACUACAAAAGCACAUAGGUACAGCAUGCCUAAGUAGCGAUGAC
Messenger RNA from Aspergillus homomorphus CBS 101889, 1245 nucleotides. Its product is annotated as thioredoxin-like protein 1. NCBI's taxonomy places the organism in Eukaryota, Fungi, Ascomycota, Eurotiomycetes, Eurotiales, Aspergillaceae. The coding region runs from base 80 to 1075 and encodes 331 amino acids. The transcript has 3 exons. The record is from RefSeq and is a predicted model, not a curated record.